CUAUUUUACAUACCCAACCCUGUUAUUUUCGGCUUCCAAAAAACGCGGUAAUUGUCAUUUAUUCCGACUUCCGACAUUGUUUAUUGUAGUUAAAGGAAUUAAUUGAGUUUAUUUUAGUUUGAUUAGUAAAUCAGAUACAAAAAACAAAAAUGCUUAAACUCGUGAAACGAAUCCGGGGUCAAGAUUUAUCUCAAAAUGUUAACGAGGAAGUGAUUCUUAUGGGUAAACUUGGAAUGUUAAGCCCGAAUGGUAAAUCCUUUGAACUUGUCACAUUGGACGAUGUCAAAGUUAAUGUAUCAUUAUCAGAACCAUUUGAUGGAAAUUCUGAUUGUUAUUUAGAAGUUCAUGGAACUGUACAGUCAAAGACAACAGUAUUGUGUACCGCUUUCUUUGUCUUUCCGACUGAAGACAAUUUAAAUGUUGCGAAUGAAAACUACAAUGAAAUGUUACUAGUUGGAAAUUUACUUGGUGAUAAAAAAUGGUCAACAGGUGACGGUCCAUCGUUUUAAAUUUAUAGAAAAAAAUUAUUUUCUUUUAAAUGCCUCACGUGAUUGUAAUGUAAAUCGAUAAAUUAUUUUAUAAUAAAAAAAGUGUUAAAGUAAAA
Leptopilina heterotoma is the source of this 604-nucleotide messenger RNA. RefSeq lists its product as uncharacterized. Lineage: Eukaryota; Metazoa; Arthropoda; Insecta; Hymenoptera; Figitidae. Gene Ontology annotation, molecular function: damaged DNA binding; single-stranded DNA binding. The record is from RefSeq and is a predicted model, not a curated record. Bases 150 to 509 code for a protein of 119 amino acids. Gene Ontology annotation, biological process: nucleotide-excision repair; DNA replication; base-excision repair. The transcript is spliced from 3 exons. Gene Ontology annotation, cellular component: site of double-strand break; DNA replication factor A complex; nucleus.